AUGGUUGAUGAAAGCCAACUACAACAAUUCAUUAACGAGGUGGUCAUUCUUUCACAAGUCAAUCAUAGAAACGUGGUCAAACUACUUGGAUGUUGCUUAGAGACUGAGGUUCCACUGCUUGUCUCCGAGUUCAUCUCGAAUGGUACGUUGUAUGACCUGCUUCAUGAUGAAACCGACGAGUUCUCUUUCUCUUUAAAUAUGAGAAUACAAAUCGCCACAGAUGUUGCAGGAGCACUUGCUUACUUACAUUCAGCAACCUCCUUUCCGAUAUACCAUAGGGACAUCAAAUCCACAAAUAUACUCUUAGAUGAAAAGUAUAGAGCAAAAAUUUCAGACUUUGGAACUUCAAGGUUUGUAUCGAUAGAUCAAACUCAUUUGACUACGUUAGUCAAAGGGACGUUUGGUUAUUUGGAUCCAGAGUACUUCCAAUCGAGCCAGUUCACCGAAAAAAGUGAUGUCUAUAGUUUUGGAGUAGUUUUGUUGGAACUAUUAACAAGAGAAAAGCCAAUCUUCUUCACUAGCUCCGGUGAAAAUAAAAGUUUAGCAACACACUUUUUGCUAGCCAUGGAAGAAGGUCGUGUGAUGUCUAUUUUUGAUGCGAUAGUUGUUAAGGAGGGUUCUAGGAUCGAACUGUUGACCAUAGCUAACUUGGCAAUGCGAUGCUUAAAUAUAAAUGGUAAAAAUAGGCCAACGAUGAAAGAAGUUUUCGUUGAGUUAGAAGGCAUUCGGUUGUCACAUGUUCCUUCUAAGGUCCAAACUAAUUUUGGGCAUGCAAAAUACUAUGAAGAGUUCCCACUAGCAUAUGGUGAGUCAACAUCGACAACAACCACAUUUAAUGAAUCACUGUAA
Molecule: messenger RNA, 849 nt
Organism: Lactuca sativa (garden lettuce)
Lineage: Eukaryota; Viridiplantae; Streptophyta; Magnoliopsida; Asterales; Asteraceae
Product: wall-associated receptor kinase-like 1
Biological process (GO): protein phosphorylation; cell surface receptor signaling pathway
Cellular component (GO): plasma membrane
Molecular function (GO): ATP binding; protein serine/threonine kinase activity
Source: RefSeq, a predicted model, not a curated record